Molecule: messenger RNA, 3538 nt
Organism: Pelodiscus sinensis (Chinese soft-shelled turtle)
Lineage: Eukaryota; Metazoa; Chordata; Testudines; Trionychidae
Gene: CTTN
Product: cortactin
Biological process (GO): cell migration; regulation of actin filament polymerization
Cellular component (GO): plasma membrane; actin filament; site of polarized growth
Molecular function (GO): actin filament binding
Source: RefSeq, a predicted model, not a curated record
AGCGAGACGUGGGCAGCAGCGGAGAUGGUCGGCGUCGCCGUGUGCUCUAGGGGAGCAGCUCCGAGCCCAGCGAUUCUCGUGUAGACAAAGGGAGCUGGGAAGCUGCUGGGGCUAAGCCGAUGUCGGGACUCGCGUAGCGCUGCUCGGGACACGAGCUGCCCCAGCAGCUGGGUUUGUGCAGCCAGAACCCACCUACUGACGUGUGCCGAAAGAACAGGAAAUGGGAGCCUGGGAGAAACGGAAAUUGCAGCAGCAGCAGCAGCGUGAGGCAGCAGCCGCAGAAGCCGUGCAGCCAGGCAGGGAGCCGGGAACAAAAUGUGGAAGGCUACUGCAGGUCACACCAUUUCGGUCAGCCAGAAUGAUGGAGCUGAUGACUGGGAGACAGAUCCUGAUUUUGUGAAUGACGUGAGUGAGAAAGAACAGCGCUGGGGUGCUAAAACUGUGCAAGGAUCGGGACAUCAAGAACACAUCAACAUUCACCAGCUGAGAGAGAAUGUGUUCCAAGAACAUCAGAGCCUCAAGGAGAAAGAGCUUGAAACAGGACCAAAAGCUUCCCGUGGCUAUGGAGGGAAGUUCGGCGUGGAACAAGACCGUAUGGAUAAAUCAGCUGUUGGCCACGAAUAUCAAUCUAAGCUUUCUAAACAUUGCUCCCAAGUGGACUCAGUAAGAGGUUUUGGAGGCAAGUUUGGAGUGCAAGUGGAUAGAGUUGACCAGUCUGCUGUGGGUUUUGAAUACCAAGGGAAAACAGAGAAACAUGCCUCUCAAAAAGAUUAUUCAAGUGGUUUUGGUGGUAAGUAUGGAGUGCAGGCGGACAGAGUAGACAAGAGUGCAGUGGGCUUCGAUUACCAGGGUAAAACAGAGAAACAUGAAUCUCAGAAAGAUUAUUCUAAAGGCUUUGGUGGUAAAUAUGGAGUUGACAAGGACAAAGUGGACAAAAGUGCAGUUGGCUUUGAAUAUCAAGGCAAAACAGAAAAACACGAAUCACAGAAAGAUUAUGUGAAAGGAUUUGGAGGCAAAUUUGGUGUACAGACAGACAGACAGGACAAGUGUGCGCUUGGUUGGGAUCAUCAGGAGAAAGUUCAACUACACGAAUCCCAAAAAGAUUAUAAGAGUGGUUUUGGAGGGAAAUUUGGUGUUCAAAAAGAGAGACAGGACCCAUCUGCCGUGGGGUUUGAAUACAAGGAGAAACUAGCCAAGCAUGAGUCUCAACAAGAUUAUUCAAAAGGAUUUGGUGGAAAGUAUGGUAUACAAAAGGAUCGAAUGGAUAAGAAUGCAUCAGCUUUUGAAGAUAUUGAGAAAUUGUCAUCAACUUAUCAGAAGACCAAGCCGGUAGAAGCUGUGAAUACUAAAACAAGCAACAUCCGAGCUAACUUUGAAAACCUAGCCAAAGACAAGGAACAGGAAGACAGAAGGAAAGCAGAAGCUGAGAGAGCACAAAGAAUGGCCCAGGAGAAACAAGAACAGGAGGAGGCCAGAAAGAAACUAGAAGAACAAGCUAAAGCCAAAAAACAAACACCACCUCCAUCUCCUACCCCACAGACAGGUGAUGAGAAGCCACCUUCAAGUCCAGUUUAUGAGGAUGCAAUUUCAUAUGAGGCAGAGCCAAACUACAAGAAUUCCAGUACAAUGUAUUCAACUGUCCAUGAGCCAGAAUCCAGCUACAAACCUGAAGAGUCAGACUACCAAGAAGCAGUCAGUCAACGGGAGUCAGAAUAUGACCCAGAGACAGUCUAUGAAGUGGCAGGAACAGGAGACCUCUAUCAAGCAGAAGAAAAUACUUAUGAUGAAUAUGAAAAUGAACUUGGAAUUACAGCCAUUGCCCUUUAUGAUUAUCAGGCUGCGGGCGAUGAUGAGAUUUCCUUUGAUCCAGAUGACAUCAUCACAAACAUAGAAAUGAUUGAUGACGGCUGGUGGAGGGGAGUGUGCAAAGGCAGAUAUGGGCUCUUCCCGGCAAAUUAUGUUGAGCUGAGGCAAUAAAUAAUAUUGUGUACCGAUAUGCCUUAAUGCCAUAGUCAUUAAACCUGAUUUAAUACACUACAAAUCAUGAUGCUUUUUUGAGGAUGGAGGGGUAUAUACAUAUGGCUUUUAUAUUUAAUACUUUGCUGAUGCUUUAAAAAAUGUUUAUGCCACAGAAUUCGCUAAUAUAUUGUAACUGAUGUUCCCCACCAAGGCUCCUGGUAACGAUUUUUAUGCAUUUUGAAAUGUUUUUCCUUAUUCUUUGCCAAAUUAGUUAUUUGUCAUUAAAUGCCAUCUCAAGGACUAUUAGCUGCCUGUCAUUAAAAUGCAUGUUUACUCAUCCCUGUAAGUGAACAGAAGAACCUAGUGAUUAAGUGCGGUUAGUCUUCCACUAAAUGUUGUCAGCUAAAGAUCAUGGCUAUGCAGGUAAUUUGCAUUUCCACUUAAGUAGGAGUAUACCUAUAUUUCCAUAUAUCUUAUAUGGAUAAGGGAAGAGAAGGACUUGAGAGUUACAGUUAAUGACAACUACCUAACUUUGAAAAUUGGCCAAUGAUUAGAAAUACAUUGAAGUUACGAAGGAAACAGUCCAGUAAUUCAUCAUUUCAUUUAAAAGUGAUGUCUCUUAGCUUGUGUCUCUUUCUGGUGCGACUGCUUUUGUCUUUUCCCCAUGGACAUCUUUGCAUUGCCUUUUGCUUAUCUCUUCAUUCUCUCUCCCCUCCCAGAAAACCCUUUUUAAAAUUGCUACAGAAGUGCUUGCAAAAUUCCAUUGUUGACUCACCCAGGAAGGUGCAUCCAAACUAGUACUCCUACCUACAGUAACAGUAUGUCUGCCUUAAAGAUUAAAAGGCAGUCCAGUGUUGCUAUAUUGCAUUGUGUGUACAAAUAUCUUUUUGUGCAUGCAAUGAAACAGGCCUCCAGACAGUUAUAACCAUAUUUCAGUCAAGAAAUGUUAAUAAAAAUAGCAUAAAAACAUUCCAGACAGUCUCUACUUCUGAUCUACUCCCUGUUUAUAUCUACAGAAGAAACUGCCAGUAACAUUUCUCCUUAACAAUGGAGUUAAUCCCGGGUUGUUGUUUUGUUUUUUCUCCCAAAAUAGAAAUUGACGUUCUUGUCACUUUUAAAAUUUGGUUUACUUCACCACAACAGUUAGUGUCCCUACCAAAGAUAGUAAGUUCUCAGUAAUAAUGCGUAUGUUAAAUGCGUAUGCUGCCUGUAUUCACCUCCUGAUCAAUAUGAAAACAGCAGGGUGGAACUGGCACAUUGCAAAUGCUAUUUUCACGAGCUACAAAUCUGAGCCAGUUGAGUACAGAAAAUCCUUGUAUAAAAUGGCACAUUGUGUCUAGGAAGAAGAUAUCCAGUUGAAACCAAGUUUUGGGUGAUUGGGACAAUCUUUUUAAAUGAAUGUCUUGUGUGUCAUAUGAUUAUAUUUUUUCCUCUCUCGUGGUUUCAUCUCUUUGUCAUAUUGCAUUAAUAGAUUGGGUUGGGUUUUAUACACAAUUUAUUUUAUCCAAUUUUGCAUAGAACACCACCUAGGAUAUAUGAUUUUUGUAAAUUAAAUAUUCAAAUAAACUUUUUGAACCAU